AUCUAGGAAGCUGGCGUGGCGCAGCCUGAGCGUGUACCGGCCUGUGGGCGGGACUUCCGGUUCGUUGAAUCGCCUUCCGGCCGUGCUUGAUGGUUCUGGCCGGUCUCCUGACAUGAAGCGGCCUAGAUCCAGAGGUUGGUUCCUGCUGUGACAUGCCUGCCAUGUGGCCACUUCUUCAUGUCCUCUGGCUUGCUCUGAUGUGUGGUUCUGUUCACACCACCCUGUCAAAGUCAGAUGCCAAAAAAGCUGCCUCUAAGACGCUGCUGGAAAAGACUCAGUUUUCAGAUAAACCUGUCCAAGAUCGGGGUCUGGUGGUGACAGACAUCAAAGCUGAGGAUGUGGUUCUUGAACAUCGUAGCUACUGCUCAUCAAAGGCUCGGGAGAGGAACUUUGCUGGCGAGGUCUUAGGCUACGUCACUCCAUGGAACAGCCAUGGCUAUGAUGUUGCCAAAGUCUUUGGGAGCAAGUUCACACAGAUCUCACCAGUCUGGUUGCAGCUGAAGAGACGUGGUCGUGAGAUGUUUGAGAUCACAGGCCUCCAUGAUGUGGACCAAGGGUGGAUUCGAGCUGUAAAGAAGCAUGCCAAAGGCGUGCGCGUAGUGCCUCGGCUUCUGUUUGAAGACUGGACUUACGAUGAUUUCCGAAACGUCUUAGACAGUGAGGAUGAGAUAGAAGAGCUCAGCAAGACUGUGGUACAGGUGGCAAAGAACCAGCAUUUUGACGGUUUUGUGGUGGAGGUCUGGAGCCAGUUGCUGAGCCAGAAACAUGUAGGCCUCAUUCACAUGCUUACUCACUUGGCUGAGGCGCUGCACCAGGCCAGGCUGCUGGUCAUUCUGGUUAUCCCGCCUGCUGUCACCCCAGGGACGGACCAGCUGGGCAUGUUUACACACAAGGAGUUUGAACAACUGGCCCCCAUACUAGAUGGCUUCAGCCUCAUGACAUACGACUACUCCACCUCACAGCAGCCUGGCCCUAAUGCUCCAUUGUCAUGGAUUCGAGCCUGUGUCCAGGUCCUAGACCCCAAGUCACAGUGGCGAAGCAAGAUCCUCCUGGGAUUGAACUUCUAUGGCAUGGAUUAUGCAGCCUCCAAGGAUGCCCGUGAGCCUGUCAUUGGAGCCAGGUACAUACAGACGCUGAAGGAUCACAGACCCCGAGUGGUAUGGGACAGCCAGGCCGCGGAGCACUUCUUUGAGUACAAGAAGAAUCGCGGCGGGAGGCAUGUUGUCUUCUACCCAACUCUGAAGUCUCUGCAGGUGCGGCUGGACCUAGCCAGGGAGCUGGGCGUCGGGGUCUCCAUCUGGGAGCUGGGCCAAGGCCUGGAUUACUUCUAUGACCUGCUGUAGGCUGGAAAGCAACCCCCAAGUGACUGGACUUUUCUAAGCCAUGGAGUGACUGGUGAAAUAUAGGCCUCUUCUCUGUUGACCACAAGACAGCUGCUGUGGGUCCACGUGCGUGGGUGUCUCCUGAGCCAGGAUAACCAGAAGAAAGGUCCUGGGCUCCUUUCUACUCACUGCGCACUGCUGCCUGCAGUGGGCCAGGUGAAAACACAACUCCCAUCCCCUAGGCCAGCCCGGCUCUGGGCUCAGGUCUCUUGAGUGCUUUGCAGGCCUGUGUGGGAUGUGGGCUUGGAAGAUGUGAACAAUCACAAACUUCUAGACAGCCCUUCUUAGCAUCACCCUAAAGCCCGACAAAGGCAGUGCAGAGGGCCCUCCUCCAUAUAAUAAUUACCUGCCUGCCAUAGACACGGGAUACAUUCAAGGUGCCUGGUGCUUGGAGCAGUUUCUUCACUUAUCCCUACUGGGAUUGAUGUGACCAGGUCUGGGACCAUUUUGGAAACUGUAUUUACUUCUGUGAAAUGUCCUGGGCCAUAGCCCAUACUGUGUCCACCAGAUGACAAGAUAGCGUCAGCCCAUGCAUGGGGCAGCAAUAGGACCUGUGGGCUGAGUGGGACAGAUAUCAUGAGAUCAGAAGAGGUUUAUCUAUCUUAAUGAACAGCAACAGGCUGAUCCAAUGUUGGGGAGAUGUCCAAGACUUGUAAGGCACCAACAGGUGAAGAAUAAUAAGACCUACUUAUUUCUUUA
Molecule: messenger RNA, 2081 nt
Organism: Apodemus sylvaticus (European woodmouse)
Lineage: Eukaryota; Metazoa; Chordata; Mammalia; Rodentia; Muridae
Gene: Chid1
Product: chitinase domain containing 1
Exons: 13
Coding region: 153-1343 (396 amino acids)
Biological process (GO): carbohydrate metabolic process
Cellular component (GO): extracellular region
Molecular function (GO): oligosaccharide binding; chitin binding
Source: RefSeq, a predicted model, not a curated record